AUGCACAUUAAAACGUUCAAUAAAAAUAUUAAACUUUCCUUGAAUCCUAUCGAAGGAUAUCUUGCUAGCGUGGAUACACCUUUGUGGACAGUAAAGUCCGAUCAACAAGCGCCAGAAGGACUCCAAUAUACUUUGAUACCGAAAGCUUUGGAGGAUAUUGGAACUCCAAUGCAAGACGAAACAGCGGGAGCAGCGAUCUUGGUUACAUUAACAAACGAUACAUGGCCUGUUUUUGACGGAUUCCUUCCUUCAAACUUGGUUAUACGAUCCAUACCAGAACGUGUUAUUAGAAACAUUUUAUAUGGAAAGGACGGAUUGUUCGAACCAUAUUUCAAUAAAAGUGAAACAAUAGGAAAUUUGAGUUACACGUAUCAUCACAUUAUUUAUGAAAAGAUUCCACCAGAGAGCUACGAAGAUUUUAACGUGACAAAUCCACUACCCAACGAUUAUCCAAUUCCGAGCGUGGUAUAUCCAGAAGUCUUAGUAGUCGUUGAUUACAGUCUGUAUUCAAUGCUAGGUAAAAACUUGGAUCAAGUAAAACGAUAUAUUGUUGCGUUUUGGAACGGAGUAGAUUUAAGGUACCGUGUAAUGACCAGUCCAAAAAUACGAUUAAACAUCGCUGGUAUAAUUGUAGGUAUGGACGCAGGAGCAGUUCCAUUCAUAGAAAACAGUCGUGUGGAUUCGAAAUUAGUAGAUGCCGAUGAAGCUUUAACCGGCAUGGCAGAUUAUUUUUACAGAGAGAGAAGAGUCCCAUGGAAAAUUUACGAUAUUGCAAUAACCACGACACAUUUAAAUUUAUGUAAUAAACUAGACGAACAUUUAUGCGACCCCUCAACGUUAGGUUAUUCGUACGUGGCUGGUGCAUGCAACAGAAAUAAUGAAACAAAAUCUUCAGAAGCAGUUGGGGUAGUUGAAGACAAUGGUGGCUUCAGUGGCAUAAUACCAGUAACUCACGAACUAGGGCACUUAUUGGGAUCCCACCACGAUGGCGGUUCAAGAAAUCCCGGAAAUUGCUCUUCGUCCGACGGUUAUAUCAUGUCAGGCGUUCUAAAAUUGAGCGAAAACGAAUUUAAAUGGUCCAAUUGUAGUUUAAAUGCGCUACGCAGAUUUAUCAGUGAAGAGAGAGCAAAAUGCCUUUACAAUGAGCCACCGAAAGCCACGGCGAUAAAAACAAUUUUACCUGGAAAAUUCAUGUCCGUGGACGAACAAUGUAAAAAUGUCUAUGGUGGCGGUGCAUGUAACAAAAACUCGUCUUCGAUUUGCUAUCGACUGGAUUGCGAGGUUCCCGAAAGCAAUGGAGUAUGUGCAGCGAUUGCACCAGCGGCAGAGGGUUCUUCUUGCGGAACUAAUCUUAUAUGUCUUGGUGGACAAUGUGUAUUAGAAGGAACAGAAACUAAACAAGAAAAUAGUACCAGCGUUGAAAUAAAUUUAAGCCAAACUUCAAUCUCUGGCAAGUUUUUUAAAUAGGACAAUAAUACAAAGAUACUUUACAUUGGAUCAUUCGACUUUUAAUUAAACUUGUACUUAAACAUACUUCGUUCAUACUAACUGAAACAUACUUCAUUUAUAUUACUAUUAAAUUUA
Messenger RNA from Colletes gigas, 1584 nucleotides. Its product is annotated as venom metalloproteinase 3-like. Gene Ontology annotation, biological process: proteolysis. The record is from RefSeq and is a predicted model, not a curated record. The coding region runs from base 1 to 1467 and encodes 488 amino acids. The transcript has 12 exons. Lineage: Eukaryota; Metazoa; Arthropoda; Insecta; Hymenoptera; Colletidae. Gene Ontology annotation, molecular function: metalloendopeptidase activity.